AUGUCCCAGCCACAAGUCACCCCCCAAUGGGUACUCGGCCCCGGAAACACCCCUUUCUACACCAAGACUUGGUUUCCCCCUACAGACCCAAAGGCCUACAUCUUGUUUGUGCACGGAUUCGCCGAGCACAUCGAACGAUAUACUCCCUUCUUCACCUCUCUCACCGCCACCUACCCCGUGCACAUUACCGCAUUUGACCAACGCGGCCACGGCCGGACUUCCCAGGACCCGCUUACCUCUGAAUCUCCAGAAGUGAAGAAAUGGAAGGAAGAGGGUAAGGAAGUGAAGCUCGAGAAGAAUGCAAAGAGAAGGACGGGGGGCUGGGGGCAGUGCUUUACAGACAUGGAGUGGUUCUUGAAGAAUGUGAUUGAAUCGGCAGACGGAAAGCCGGUGUUCCUAUGGGGUUUCAGUAUGGGCGGUGGACAAUCACUCGCCUUUCCCAUCCGCCCUUCGGGCCCACCGUCCCAGGACACUGUUUCAAAGCUCUCUGGUGUCAUCUCUGGUGGACCACUCAUCAGGCUUUCCAAUAACCCCCCGGCUAUCCAAGUGAAGGCUGGCACAUUUGCUGCCAACAUUGGACUGGGCAACUUUCUCAUUCCCACGCCCAUGGACUAUACGCACCUGUCGCAUAGCCCCGAGAUCAACGAGAAAGCCAAGAAUGAUCCCUUUUGCGAGCAAUCAGGCUCCAUACGUGGCGUAGCCGACUUUCUCCACGGCGGAGAAUGGCUCGACAGCUCGGAUGCGUGGGGUCGCUGGCCCGCCAAGCUCCCUUUACUUCUCUACCAUGGCGGGGAUGACAAGAUCUGUGACGUAAAGGCCAGCAAAAGGUUUGUGGAGAAUGUCAAGGCCGAGAACAAGACUAUCAAGGUGUUUGAUGAAAUGUACCACGAAGUACACAACGAGGCCGAGCCUGUCCCAACCGAGCUCAUCCAGCUUGUUACCCAAUGGGUCGAUGGGCUUAUCGCUGCUCCUUCGAGUGCAGAAUCUGUUGCGCAGGAUCAGCCUGGACUGUCCAAGCUGUGA
Molecule: messenger RNA, 1023 nt
Organism: Cryptococcus wingfieldii CBS 7118
Lineage: Eukaryota; Fungi; Basidiomycota; Tremellomycetes; Tremellales; Cryptococcaceae
Product: esterase/lipase
Exons: 6
Coding region: 1-1023 (340 amino acids)
Cellular component (GO): membrane
Molecular function (GO): lipase activity
Source: RefSeq, a predicted model, not a curated record